Selaginella moellendorffii is the source of this 3792-nucleotide messenger RNA. Its product is annotated as MDIS1-interacting receptor like kinase 1. Bases 367 to 3492 code for a protein of 1041 amino acids. The transcript is spliced from 2 exons. The record is from RefSeq and is a predicted model, not a curated record. Lineage: Eukaryota; Viridiplantae; Streptophyta; Lycopodiopsida; Selaginellales; Selaginellaceae. Gene Ontology annotation, biological process: protein phosphorylation. Gene Ontology annotation, molecular function: protein binding; protein kinase activity; ATP binding.
CAGCAGCAUGAGCUAGGUAGUCUAAAGAGAAUUUUUGGCUCAUGAUCCACAAGAACAGGAUAGGCAGGCAUAAUAGAUAGAUUAAACUUCUGCUCCCAGCAAAGUUGGAAUAGCCUUCUCAAAAUCUCUUGAAAUGCAGCUCCUGGAAGAUCCACCAAGUUGAGUGCAAGAAUAAGUCCUCACAACAUCACCUCACAGAAGUUCAUAGAUUCUAAGGAAAUCUCUUCCAAAAGUUCCUAGUGAAUGAAAUCAAGGAGAAGAGCAUGAGCUAUAGCUAGCAGCUAGCUAGAGAAGAGCUUGUUUGUGAUCUUCCACUCCAAGAAUUUUUAGCUAGUGAUCUUAGAGCAAGGAAAGCACACCAUAGCUAUGGAGAAGAAGAAGAAGAAGAAUCACAUCCAAGACAAUGUGCUCUUGGCGAUGGCAUUCUCGAUCCUCCUCCUGCCAGCGCGCGCGGACGAUCCAACCGACGAGGCCUCCAUCCUCAAGUCCCUGGCGGAAUCCAUGGACCCGGCCAAGCUCCUCCAAGACUGGUGGUCGGAUCCCUCUAGCGGCGUCGCCGCCAGCCACUGCCAAUGGAGCGGCGUCACUUGCUCCACCGCCGCCGGCCCCGUGACCUCGCUCGAUCUCCACUCCAAGAACCUCUCCGGAUCGCUCUCCUCCCACCUCGGCCGCCUCUCCUCCCUCUCCUUCCUCAAUCUCUCGGACAACGCCCUCUCGGGUCCCUUGCCCCCUGCCAUCGCCGAGCUCUCCAAUCUCACCGUGCUGGACAUCGCCGUCAAUCUCUUCUCGGGCGAGCUCCCGCCAGGGCUUGGAUCGCUGCCGCGCCUGCGAUUCCUCCGCGCCUACAACAACAAUUUCUCGGGCGCGAUCCCCCCGGCUCUCGGCGGCGCGAGCGCGCUGGAGCACCUGGAUCUCGGCGGGAGCUACUUUGAUGGCGCGAUCCCUGGCGAGCUCACGGCCUUGCAAUCCCUGCGAUUGCUCCGCCUCUCGGGCAAUGCCCUCACGGGCGAGAUCCCGGCCUCCAUCGGCAAGCUCUCGGCGCUCCAGGUACUCCAGCUGAGCUACAAUCCCUUCCUCUCGGGCAGGAUCCCGGACUCCAUCGGCGAUCUUGGCGAGCUCCGCUACCUCAGCCUGGAACGAUGCAAUCUCUCCGGCGCGAUCCCUCCCAGCAUCGGCAAUCUCUCGCGUUGCAACACGACCUUCCUCUUCCAGAACAGGCUCUCGGGGCCCUUGCCCUCCUCCAUGGGCGCCAUGGGCGAGCUCAUGUCCCUGGAUCUUAGCAACAACAGCCUCUCCGGCCCAAUCCCGGAUUCCUUCGCGGCGCUCCACCGCCUCACGCUGCUCAACCUCAUGAUCAACGAUCUCUCCGGCCCACUGCCGCGAUUCAUCGGCGACCUCCCCAGCCUCCAGGUGCUCAAGAUCUUCACGAACUCCUUCACGGGAUCGCUGCCGCCGGGGCUGGGAUCCUCGCCAGGCCUCGUCUGGAUCGAUGCUUCCUCCAAUCGCCUCUCCGGCCCCAUCCCCGACGGGAUCUGCCGCGGCGGAUCACUCGUCAAGCUCGAGUUCUUCGCGAAUCGCCUCACGGGCUCCAUCCCGGAUCUCUCCAAUUGCUCGCAGCUCGUGCGCGUCCGGCUCCACGAGAACCGCCUCUCCGGCCCCGUGCCGCGCGAGUUUGGAUCCAUGCGCGGCCUCAACAAGCUCGAGCUCGCGGACAAUCUCCUCUCGGGCGAGAUCCCAGACGCCCUCGCCGACGCGCCGCUGCUCUCCUCGAUCGACCUCUCGGGUAACCGGCUCUCGGGCGGUAUACCGCCGCGGCUCUUUACAGUACCGCAGCUCCAGGAGCUCUUCCUCGCCGGCAACGGGCUGUCCGGCGUCAUACCGCGCGGUAUCGGCGAGGCUAUGAGCUUGCAGAAGCUCGAUCUCUCGGACAACGCCCUAUCCGGGACGAUCCCGGAGGAGAUCGCGGGUUGCAAGAGGAUGAUUGCGGUGGACCUGAGCGGUAACCGGCUGUCAGGGGAGAUACCGCGCGCCAUAGCAGAGCUUCCAGUGCUGGCUACGGUGGAUCUCUCGCGGAAUCAGCUCACGGGCGCGAUCCCUCGCGUGCUCGAGGAAUCGGACACUCUCGAGAGCUUCAAUGUGUCCCAGAACGAGCUCUCAGGCCAGAUGCCCACGCUGGGCAUCUUCCGGACGGAGAACCCGAGCUCCUUCUCGGGCAACCCGGGGCUGUGCGGCGGUAUACUGUCCGAGCAACGGCCAUGUACUGCCGGCGGCUCGGACUUCUUCUCGGACUCCGCCGCCCCGGGGCCGGACAGCCGGCUCAACGGGAAGACGCUGGGCUGGAUCAUCGCGCUGGUGGUGGCGACGAGCGUGGGCGUCUUGGCGAUCUCCUGGCGGUGGAUCUGCGGCACCAUCGCCACGAUCAAGCAGCAGCAGCAGCAGAAGCAAGGAGGCGAUCACGACCUCCAUCUCAAUCUCUUGGAGUGGAAGCUCACGGCGUUCCAGCGGCUGGGCUACACUUCCUUCGACGUGCUCGAGUGCCUCACGGACAGCAACGUCGUCGGCAAGGGCGCCGCCGGGACCGUGUACAAGGCCGAGAUGAAGAACGGCGAGGUCCUGGCGGUAAAGAAGCUCAACACGAGCGCGAGGAAGGAUACCGCAGGCCACGUACAGCGCGGCUUCCUGGCCGAGGUGAACCUCCUGGGCGGCAUCCGGCACCGCAACAUCGUCCGGCUGCUCGGCUACUGCUCCAACGGGGACACGAGCCUCCUCAUCUACGAGUACAUGCCCAAUGGGAGCCUGAGUGACGCGCUGCAUGGGAAGGCCGGGAGCGUGCUGGCGGACUGGGUCGCGCGGUACAAGGUGGCGGUGGGCAUCGCACAGGGGCUGUGCUACCUCCACCAUGACUGCUUCCCGCAGAUCGUCCACCGGGACGUGAAGUCGAGUAACAUCUUGCUCGAUGCAGAUAUGGAGGCUCGGGUGGCGGACUUUGGGGUAGCCAAGCUUGUCGAGUGUAGCGAUCAGCCCAUGUCCGUCGUUGCCGGAUCGUAUGGCUACAUUCCUCCAGAGUAUGCGUACACGAUGCGAGUGGACGAGAGGGGCGACGUCUACAGCUUCGGCGUGGUUCUCCUCGAGCUCCUCACAGGCAAGCGUCCCGUGGAGCCCGAGUUUGGAGACAACGUCAACAUUGUCGAGUGGGUUCGUCUCAAGAUCCUCCAGUGCAACACCACCAGCAACAAUCCGGCUAGUCACAAGGUCUCGAACAGCGUCUUGGACCCGAGCAUCGCGGCCCCGGGGUCAUCGGUGGAGGAAGAGAUGGUUUUGGUGCUUCGGAUUGCGCUGCUGUGCACGAGCAAACUCCCCCGCGAGAGACCCUCCAUGCGCGACGUGGUGACAAUGCUGUCUGAGGCGAUGCCCCGGAGGAAGGAGACCUCGUGCUGCCAGCAACAACAACAACAGCAACAACACUCCUCGAUUUGCAAUUCACCCGAGUGAUCCACUCGCUCAUUUAAGAUCGUGGUGGAACGAUCGUGCAGGGAGCGAUCACUAUUUAAGAGCGCAGUGGAGACAGAGGAUUCAGCAAAGGAAAGUCGAUCCAUCCAUGGAGAACGACCGAGAAAAGGACUUGGACCUCAUGCCAGCUUGUUCUCUCUCCAUUGUCGAUCGUGGCAGGCUCUAUUGAUUGAUUAUAUGAUUCAUGUCCAUUGACAGAGACGUAUCAUCCUUCUCCACUACUGAGAAUCUAUUCAUUGUUUUUUAAUUUUAUAGAAUACGUGAAUAAAAUACCAUUUUAAA